CAAUGAGCGAAACUGUGCCAGUUUGGAAGCGUUUCACUCAAAUUAAACCUAUUAGGUUAGGUACCUGUUUCCUAGCUCACAAAUCCAAUGCAAGGGCAUAUCUUGCGGCUGAGCUGCGCUUCUAGAGUCCGUGCGAGACGGCGUCUCUGCGGCUGUAACACGGGUUGUGAUCAUUAUGGAAAUGUAAGAGUUAUGAAGAGGAAUGAUACAGCUGACGCGUCAGAGGAGAGCCGUGUAUAGGGCAUGGAUGCAGCUAGCACCAUCGAGCAUCCGAGUCGAGGAAUGAUGAAGCUAGCCACUUAACCGGAGCUGCCACUGCGUUAGGAAGCCAUAUCUGAUCCCGAGGCUGAUCUUAGACAUAACGUUAUAUUUAUGCAUAAAGCCAUAUCAGUGUUCUAUAAUGGCAGGCGAUGUUUUCUGUUGAGAUUGUCAGGAAAUAAACAGCCAUCCAGUUGUAAUUAGAGGACAAGCGACCAGAUGCAACACGUUGCUGGCUGACUGACAGCUCCUGCGGGUGGCAUUCAUCCGGAUAAAGAUUUAUUCUGUUCAUGGGAUGACGGCGUCCUUUGUGUUCUGCUGCAUCGCCGCUGUGCUGCCUGGCCUCUCCUAUCUCGCUGUAUCUGAUCUCACACUGGCCUCCUGACAUCUGUAAGGCUCAUGCGGCGCUUUGUUUACUGUAAGGUGGUGCUCACCACCUCGCUGGUCUGGGUGCUGGUAGAUGUCUUCCUGCUGCUCUACUUCAGCGAGUGUAACAAAUGUGAUAACCGGAAGGACCACUCACUCCUGCCCGCUCUCCGAGCUGUGAUGUCCCGAACUCAUGAGGGUCCAGGAGAGAUGGGGAAGGCUGUGAUCAUCCCGAAAGAGGACCAAGAGAAGAUGAAGGAACUCUUUAAAAUCAACCAGUUCAACCUGAUGGCCAGUGACAUGAUAGCACUCAACAGAAGUCUGCCUGAUGUGCGAUUGGACGGGUGUAAAACAAAGGUAUACCCCGAUGACCUGCCCAACACCAGCAUUGUGAUUGUUUUCCACAACGAGGCAUGGAGCACUCUCUUGCGUACUGUGCAUAGCGUCAUCAACCGCUCUCCGAGGCACCUGCUGGUGGAAAUCCUACUGGUGGAUGAUGCCAGUGAAAGAGAUUUCCUAAAGAAGAAGCUGGAGGACUAUGUGAAGACACUGGAGGUACCGGUGCGGAUCUUGCGGAUGGAGCAGCGUUCCGGUCUGAUCCGUGCGAGACUGAGAGGAGCAGCUGCUACCAGAGGUCAGGUUAUCACCUUCCUGGAUGCUCACUGUGAGUGCACACUGGGCUGGUUGGAACCAUUGCUCGCCCGCCUUAAAGAAGACAGGAAAGCUGUGGUCUGCCCCAUCAUUGAUGUCAUCAGUGACGAGACUUUUGAGUACAUGGCGGGCUCGGACAUGACAUACGGAGGCUUUAAUUGGAAACUGAACUUCAGGUGGUACCCUGUUCCUCAGAGAGAGAUGGACCGACGCAAAGGAGAUCGCACCUUACCCGUCAGAACUCCCACCAUGGCUGGCGGGUUGUUUUCUAUUGACCGAACCUAUUUUGAGGAGAUUGGCACCUACGAUCCCGGGAUGGACAUAUGGGGAGGAGAGAAUUUAGAAAUAUCUUUCAGGAUCUGGCAGUGUGGUGGCUCUCUGGAGAUCGUCACGUGUUCCCACGUAGGCCAUGUGUUUCGGAAGGCGACACCUUACAGUUUCCCAGGUGGCACUGGCCAAGUGAUCAACAAGAACAACAGACGGCUGGCUGAAGUCUGGAUGGAUGAAUUCAAAGACUUUUUUUACAUCAUAUCACCAGGUGUGGUGCGAGUGGACUACGGAGACAUAUCUGCUCGCAAGGCUCUGAGAGAAGCUCUGCAGUGUAAACCUUUCUCCUGGUAUCUGGAGAACGUCUACCCUGACUCACAGAUACCACGCAGAUACUACUCACUUGGAGAGAUCAGAAACGUGGAGACCAACCAGUGUGUGGACAACAUGGGAAGGAAAGAGAACGAGAAAGUCGGCUUCUUUAACUGCCAUGGGAUGGGUGGGAACCAAGUGUUUUCAUACACAGCAGAUAAAGAAAUCCGUACCGAUGACCUGUGUCUGGAUGUGUCCCGUCUGAAUGGCCCCGUCAUCAUGCUGAAGUGCCAUCACAUGAAAGGCAAUCAGAUGUUUGAGUAUGAUGCUGAGUAUGCUGGCAAGUGGGAAUAUGAUUUUAAGAAGGGCACGUUCCUGCACAUUAUCACACAGUCAUGCCUCACCAUCAGUCGGCUGGAGGAUGGGACGUACGGGCCUACGGUGGAGUACUGUGACAAUAAUCCGCUUCAGUCUUGGGUCCUCAGGAACUAUACCACACUGGAGGUUGUUAGGAAGCUCUACUCCAGCGCCACGGAUUACUUUCUGUAACUGGCGAGCCCAGGUCACAGCAGGUUAGUGCUGGAAAGUUUAAGGGCCCAGUUCUCUGUGCUCAGCCUUUAGUCACAGAUUAGAAACACUUCUCAAUGAGUGUUAUAUUCAGCCUCUAACCUCAUGCAUGAUUCAUAAUAGCUUCUUAUUGCAUAAGUCAGUUUUUCUCACCUUUCCGUCAUU
Messenger RNA from Ictalurus furcatus (blue catfish), 2586 nucleotides. It is a transcript of the gene galnt13, whose product is annotated as UDP-N-acetyl-alpha-D-galactosamine:polypeptide N-acetylgalactosaminyltransferase 13. Gene Ontology annotation, cellular component: Golgi apparatus. The transcript has 13 exons. Lineage: Eukaryota; Metazoa; Chordata; Actinopteri; Siluriformes; Ictaluridae. The coding region runs from base 658 to 2403 and encodes 581 amino acids. The record is from RefSeq and is a predicted model, not a curated record.